UUCGCAUCAAAAUUCCUUCCCCUGAUAUAGUUAUCACCAGAUAGCAUUGAUACAGAUACAUCGCACGGAGCGCUACACUCCGCCUAAUAUGCGUCUACCUCUACCUCUUAAAACCCUAGCGCGACCAUUCCCGACCUUCAGCCGUUCAGGUCAAACCCGCUCAGUACAUCUCGCACCCCCGUAUCUCCUCGAUGAAUAUAUCCCGCGCCAUCAACUCAUAUCAUCCGUGGAUGCCGCGAAGAAGCGUUCCAAGGCAUACGCCCAUUUGCGGAACUGUAAUUUGUGCCCCAGACUGUGCGGAGUAAACCGGUAUGAAAAGACGGGUUAUUGUCUAAUACCCGGAGAGACAGUGAAGGUGAAUUUGAUUGCGCCGCAUUUCGGGGAAGAGCCAUGCAUUCAGGGGUCAAGAGGGAGCGGGUCUGUUUUCUUCUCAAUGUGUAACAUGAGAUGCACAUUUUGUCAAAAUCACGAUAUUUCUCAUCAACGUAAUGGAUUUGAUCUGACACCAGAGGAGCUCGCGGAAUGGAUGUUAAAAUUACAGAAUGUAGGACAGGUCCACAAUAUCAAUUUCAUCACUCCGGAACAUGUAGUUCCGCAGGUGGCUCUGGCUAUUUUAACCGCUGCGGACAUGGGUCUCAAAAUACCUAUCAUAUACAAUACGUCAUCCUUUGACUCGCUAGAAUCCAUAGAGCUACUCGACGGUCUUAUCGACAUAUACCUUCCAGAUUUCAAAGUCUGGAAACCCAGCUCAUCCAAGCGGUUAUUGAAAGCAGACAACUAUACGGAAACGGCGAUGGAGAGCAUCAAAGCUAUGCAUGCGCAAGUCGGAGAUUUAAGCUUUACCUCUGACGGAAUUGCCAAACGGGGAGUGCUACUUCGACAUCUGGUAAUGCCAGGGAUGGAGGACGAAGGAGUGGAGAUUGUGCGCUGGCUGGCUGAGAAUGUAUCGAAGGAUUUAUACAUUCACAUUAUGGAACAAUAUCACCCCGAUGCGCAUGUUGGCAAGAAGCGACGAGGUAAAUCUGGCUCUCAAGAGAUUCGGUAUGCGGAAAUCAAUCGUGCGAUCAAUGAUAACGAGCUGGAGGCCGUCAAGAGUGCGGCCAGGGAUGCGGGACUAUGGAGGCUAUGUGAGCCGGCGGAGCAUGCAAGCUUUUACGUGUGAGAAGAACAUGUUUGGUUUAUAAAGAGAUGCCAUUCCGUCCCUGCGCUGGGUAAACAAUUGCCAGUGGCAGUGUUGCCGGGUUCCACAACACCUAUAAUUACGCAGCCGAUACGCGAAUCAUUGGAUUAAACGCCAGAGCCACAGGUAUCGCCCACACCAGCCCGGCUCCCAUUACGCCCAUACCUUGUCAGUAUAGGGAUAUUCAGGUCUAUUUAAGUUAAAUCUCGGAGCAGCAUCCAACCCUUUUGCCAACCCCUUCUGCCAACCUCUCUAGACCCACGAGGGAAACCGCAAGGGCCUACCCCGCGAGCAAUGGCGACGCAAACAUUGAGGAGGUAUGAAAGCCACCGCGAAUUUAAUAUGUAGGCUUAGCAAUGGAGAUCCCCAACUUGCAAUUUAUCCACGUUUUGGUCACGUUGGUCACGGCCACUCAUCUGUGUGUACAAAGCACACGCAAAACAAUAAUGCACCGCCAUUCGCAUGUUCGAUUUCCCACGGUUGCGGAAUACGAGAUUGGGCCUCAGACACAUCAUCAAUAUCGGGCGAACUUGAAACCAACUACUAGGAUAUUGUCUCCGCUUGAGAACCUUGUCAGAUAUUUCAAAGGCAAAGCUUAAGAUAUAAACAUAGACAUCUAACCAACCAUAUUAGCUUGAAUGAUUGUCAUAAAAGGUGGGUAUUUAAUUAUCAGGUUGAACAUGUUUACCAACAAACAUAAAUACAUCAGCUUAGGCCUCAGAGCCAAAUAGGGGUAUGGAAAACAAAUUGUCAAUAUCUUGUGAAGAAGGGGGGUCGUAGGCUCCAUACGCCAAACCAUAACGAGAAGAGUAGAAAAUGGUAUAUACAAGGACAAGAAAACGGAAGGCUCACGGGGAAUGUUACAAGAAAAACCCAAAACUUCAAAUCACAAAAGUUGUCUACAUACUCCGCCAUCCGCAAGUAAAAAUUUCCACCAACCAUCCCAUGUUUUUGUUACGUUCCCGUUCUCACCAUCAAUAGUUAUGUCAUGCCCUGCUGAAACAUCCACCUUACUUAUCCCGUGCAGUCAGCGGGUGCAUCCAUCCGUCCUUCAGCGCUCACUCACCCCAAAAGUUGCUCGUUUUCCUUGAAUAUCACAGAACCUCCUCGUCGGCUGGCCGCAUCCUGCUGGGGCUGAAAAAAGGGUGGAUUUGCCUUUAUUUAUUUAUUUAUUUUAU
This is a messenger RNA of Blastomyces gilchristii SLH14081, 2358 nucleotides long. Its product is annotated as pyruvate formate lyase activating enzyme. Gene Ontology annotation, molecular function: iron-sulfur cluster binding; catalytic activity. Bases 89 to 1162 code for a protein of 357 amino acids. The transcript has 2 exons. The record is from RefSeq and is a predicted model, not a curated record. NCBI's taxonomy places the organism in Eukaryota, Fungi, Ascomycota, Eurotiomycetes, Onygenales, Ajellomycetaceae.